Molecule: messenger RNA, 4114 nt
Organism: Eptesicus fuscus (big brown bat)
Lineage: Eukaryota; Metazoa; Chordata; Mammalia; Chiroptera; Vespertilionidae
Gene: MTMR6
Product: myotubularin related protein 6
Exons: 15
Coding region: 162-2141 (659 amino acids)
Biological process (GO): dephosphorylation
Cellular component (GO): nuclear envelope
Molecular function (GO): phosphatidylinositol-3,5-bisphosphate phosphatase activity
Source: RefSeq, a predicted model, not a curated record
GACCGGCUCGGCGGGGGCGGGCGGCGGGCCUCGGCACUCCCCAGCUGAACUGGUUCCUGCUGGGUCUGGGUCUGGGUCUGGGUCGCCGCCGCCGCCGCCACCCAGGUUCUCUCGCCCAUGGUACGCCUGUGAGGCGGCCCGCAGGCCGGCGUCUCCUCGGCAUGGAGCACAUCCGUACGACCAAGGUUGAGCAAGUGAAAUUACUUGACCGAUUCAGUACCAACAACAAGUCAUUAACAGGAACACUAUAUCUUACGGCCACACAUCUAUUAUUUAUAGACUCUCAGCAGAAAGAAACCUGGAUUUUGCAUCAUCAUAUUGGCUCAGUGGAGAAACUGGCUUUGACGACUUCUGGAUGCCCACUUGUCAUUCAGUGCAAGAACUUCAGGAUUGUGCAUUUCAUUGUUCCCAGAGAAAGAGAUUGCCAUGAUAUUUACAACUCUUUGCUACAACUGUCAAAACAAGCAAAAUACGAAGAUCUCUAUGCGUUCUCUUAUAACCCCAAACAAAAUGAUUCUGAACGACUGCGAGGUUGGGAGCUUAUUGACCUUGCUGAGGAGUAUAAGAGAAUGGGUGUGCCAAAUUCAAACUGGCAGUUGUCUGAUGCCAACCGAGAAUACAAGAUUUGUGAAACUUAUCCAAGAGAACUUUAUGUUCCCCGAAUAGCAAGCAAACCAAUAAUUGUUGGUAGUUCUAAGUUCCGGAGCAAGGGAAGAUUUCCAGUUCUUUCCUACUAUCAUCAAAAUAAGGAGGCUGCCAUUUGUCGAUGUAGUCAACCACUGUCAGGAUUCAGUGCCAGGUGUCUGGAAGAUGAACAUUUGCUUCAAGCCAUUAGUAAAGCCAAUCCAGCCAAUCGCUAUAUGUAUGUCGUGGAUACCAGGCCUAAACAUCGCAAGCAGAGCUGGUGGGCUACACAAAAGGACAUUGGCAGAAUUAUAGUGAGGAUUUCUUCAAAAAUCUGGAAUGAUGAAAAAAUAAGAGAAAGCGAUGAGAAAAAGCGACUGAAUGCAAUAGCCAACAGAGCAGCUGGAAAAGGUUAUGAAAAUGAAGACAAUUAUUCUAAUAUUAGAUUUCAGUUUGUUGGAAUUGAAAAUAUUCAUGUCAUGCGGUCCAGCCUUCAGAAGUUAUUGGAAGUUAAUGGUACCAAAGGGCUUUCUGUCAAUGAUUUCUACUCUGGUUUGGAGAGCUCAGGAUGGCUUCGCCAUAUCAAAGCUGUCAUGGAUGCUGCAAUCUUCUUAGCCAAAGCAAUAAUGGUGGAAAAUGCAAGUGUGUUGGUUCAUUGUUCUGAUGGCUGGGAUAGAACUUCCCAGGUUUGUUCUCUUGGCUCUCUUUUAUUGGAUUCCUACUACAGAACAGUCAAAGGAUUCAUGGUUUUAAUAGAAAAGGAUUGGAUCUCCUUUGGACAUAAAUUUUCAGAGAGGUGUGGCCAUUUGGAUGGAGACCCAAAGGAAGUUUCACCGGUGUUUACUCAGUUCUUGGAAUGUGUGUGGCAUUUGACUGAACAGUUUCCACAAGACUUUGAAUUCAAUGAAGCGUUUCUUCUUCAGAUUCAUGAACAUAUUCAUUCAUGCCAAUUUGGAAACUUCCUUGGAAAUUGUCAGAAGGAAAGAGAAGAACUCAAGUUAAAGGAGAAGACUUACUCCCUGUGGCCAUUUCUUCUGGAUGACCAAAAGAAGUACUUAAAUCCACUCUACAGUUCCAACUCCCAGCAGUUUGCUGUUUUGGAGCCAAAUACAGCAUCUUUCAAUUUUAAGUUUUGGAGAAACAUGUACCACCAAUUUGAUCGAACGUUGCAUCCCAGGGAGUCGGUGUGUAACAUAAUUAUGAAUAUGAAUGAGCAAAAUAAACAGUUAGAGAAAGACAUUAAAGACUUAGAAUCUAAAAUUAAUAAACGCAAAAAUGAGCAAAUAGAUGGAGUUCUCACCAAGGAAUUGUUACAUCCAGUUCAUCCUGAGUCACCUAUCAUCAAAACCUCCCUAUGUUUUAAGGAGCAGACUCUGUUACCUGUGAAUGAUACUCUUCGAACUAUAGAGGGCAGCAACCCAGCGGAUAAUCGUUACAGUGAAUACGCUGAGGAGUUUUCCAAAUCCGAACCUGCUGUGGUCAGCUUAGAGUAUGGUGUGGCGAGAAUGACUUGUUAGGCUCCUAGAGUAUUUUCUGGACUGACUGUAGUGCAAGAAAUGGAUUAUUGUGAGGAUGAUCUGUGUGCAUGACGAGAAGGAAUUUGUCUAAUAAUGAUCUUAGAGUUUAAUAGUAGGUUAAUCGUUUAAGGAAGGAAAAUAACUGCUCUUGUGAGAGGAAUUAGUGUAACUGCAUUUUUAGUAAGGAAUGACUUUCAUUUCUUUAAGAAAAAAGUGAUACUGACAUUUAUUCAAAACAAUUUGCAUUGUAUACUAGCAAAUUGACAUUUCUGUAUGAUUUAUAUGAUAAUUAGAGUCAAACAUGAAUAGCCUUACUUAACUAUAAUUUAAUUACCAGUAAACAGAACUUGACAAGGCAGUCCCUUAAUAAAUGACAUGGCAUGUUCUUUCAAUUAUGCAACCAUGUAACUGAAUUUUUACAUAUUUUACCUAUAGUGAUGUUUAAUGUUGUGCCAUGAAAAAUAUUUCUAAGAAAGCCUUAAAAUCUCAGUUUAUUCUUUACUCUUAGGUUUUAUAGCCGAGAGCAGAAUUUUGUGUUUGGUUUUCUUUUUGCCAGCCUUGUUUUAUCUGUGAAGUCUAUACUCAUUACUGCAGGCCUUGCAUGCUACAGUACUCCUAUAUAGAAAGUUGCACAGGCACACUGUUAAGUUCAUGUGUAGCUCAUCCCACUUCCAUAGUCAAAAUGAAACCACAGUUUUCAUUCCACUUAUAGUUUGCUUAGUAUUACAUUUGAUGACUUAUUAUUUACAACAUAGGUUGUUGAUUUUUUAAAAUGUGUAUUAAGCACAUUUGACUAUCUUUUAUAUGUGGAUUACUGCAUUCUAUUGAUUCUUAUUUUGUGGUUGGCUUUAUUCUUUUGAUAACUAUGUAAUUUAAAAAAUAUAAAGUUCUAAAACUGUUCUUAGAACAAUGAAUAAUACGUACAUAUUUUUAAACUGUUUUACCUCUUAAUGAGUUACUGCUCUUCCUAGAAUAUUUUACUUUCAGUUUACCUAAACAUUUUGCGAUAAAAUUAAAAGGGAAAUACAGAUAGUUAUAUUUUGCUUGGUUAUAUGAAUCUUAACCUUUUGCACUCGGAUGUCGAGUGUGACUCGACAUGGUUAGCAUCGGUAGCAGCUCGAUGAAAAAAGCAAGCGAGUGCAAAGGGUUAAAGCAGUCAUUUCUAUAUGGAAUAAUAUUUUCUGUUAAUAUAUAAGUAAAAAGAGGAAACUGAAGGGUAGCCUAAUACAAAGUUAAUAUUUAACAAAAACAACUUAACUGCUGGGAAGAGUUUUAUUUUGCCAUGUUUUAAAAAAAAGCACAGGGCCUGGAUGCCUGAGGUCAGGACUGCUGGAGGCAGCUGGCUCCAGAAUAGAAAAUGUAAGUAACAUGGUGGCAUGAGCUAUAAUUCAAGGAUACAAAGAAAUCUGCAAAGGCCCCUUCAUCCUUCUCUUUAUUAUACCUAUAUCUAUUAUUAGUUUUGAGCAUAAAUAUCUUUUUCAAGUGGAACAAAAGCUUUAUUGUAUGAGAACUUAUCAAAUCCCAUUUAUUUUUCCAAUGCUUUUCUGUAACAAAUUAUGUAAUAAAAAUACCCCUUUGUAAGCAGUAACAGAAAUACACUGUAUAUAAAAUAUAAUUUGUGAUAUUUAAGCACUAGGACAGGAAACUUAAUCUUUGUGACCACAAAGGGAAAGCUUUUGUGCCUUGUUUGGUUCCAAUACUGAUUGUGGUUUUAGAAUCUUCCAUAGAAGACUUCUAUAGUCAGCUCUUUGGUUUAUUAUCUUACAGUCUUCAACUUGAGGCAUAUAUAUUAUAUGUUUAUCUGUUCUCACAUGGACUGAAAAAUCAGUUAACAUUCAAUAUAGGGAAUAUAUUGGCAAAAGGCAGAUUGUGUAUGUCUUACAACAUUGGAUUUAUGUUCAGUGUGUUUGGGAAUGUAUAGCAUGUAAAUUAUUUCAUAUAUUAUUUAAAGGUAAUUAAAUGUUCAUGUUUUA